This is a messenger RNA of Linum tenue, 1298 nucleotides long. The record is from the annotation of a GenBank genome assembly. NCBI's taxonomy places the organism in Eukaryota, Viridiplantae, Streptophyta, Magnoliopsida, Malpighiales, Linaceae.
GUAUGAAUGACAUGAUUAUAUUACUCUUUAAAUCUGUGAUCCUGCUUCAGGCGGGGACUUUCAUGUACCACGGGCACUACGGGAUGCAGAGAGCGGCUGGUCUGAAUGGGUUGAUCAUCGUCUCGCCGCGGCUGGGCCGUCCUGAGCCGUUCACGUAUCAUCACGAUCGGUCAAUACUAUUGACAGACUGGUACCACGCCAGCACUUUCGAUCAAGCUGUCGGCCUCUCCUCCGUACCCUUCGUUUUCGUCGGGGAGCCGCAGUCGCUUCUUAUCAACGGAAGAGGGGAGUACAAUUGCUCGCUGGUGGCGAAGACGCCGGCGCCGGGAACCGGGAAUGGGUCCAUCCCCACCUGCAAUUCAAACAGUCCUGAAUGCGCUCCGUUUUCGUUAACUGUUGUCCAUGGCCGCACCUAUCGCCUCAGGAUCGGCAGCUUAGCUUCACUGUCGACUAUUAGUUUCCAAAUAGAGGGCCACGAGAUGACGGUGGUGGAAGCGGAUGGGAGCUACGUGGAACCGUUUGUGACGAAGAACCUCAUCAUCUACUCCGGCGAGACGUACUCGGUCUUGGUGAAAGCGGACCAACCGCCGACGAGGAAUUACUGGCUCACGACCAGCGUCGUUGCCCGGAAACCCGCGACGCCAAACGGUUUGGCGAUCUUCAACUACUAUCCGAACCACCCGCGCCGGAAUCCUCGCACUUCCCCGCCAGCGGGGCCUCAGUGGAACGACACCGCAUCGCGUUUGUCUCAAAGUCGGGCCAUUAAGGCCCGGAAAGGCUACUUCGAGAGUCCGCCUCAAAAACCGGAUCGGGUCAUCGAGCUGCUCAAUACCCAAAACAAGAUCAACGGCCAAUUUAAAUGGUCGUUAAACAACCUAUCCCUCGCCCUUCCCUCCACUCCUUAUCUGGUCGCGCUCAAGAAAAACUUGAAGGGAGUUUUCGAUGCAGAGCAGCCACCGGAUCAGAACGCCAACACGAUGACUCCAAACAAUAGUGAAUCGCACCCCUGGCAUCUCCACGGGCAUGAUUUCUGGGUUCUGGGGUAUGGGGAAGGGACGUAUGAUUCGAAUCGGGAUCCUCAAUACUACAAUCUCGUGGACCCGAUCAUGAAGAAUACGGUGCCCCUGCAUCCCUACGGAUGGACAGCUAUCAGGUUUCGAGCUGACAACCCAGGAGCGUGGUUCUUCCAUUGCCACAUUGAGUCUCAUUUCUUCAUGGGAAUGGCAGUGGUGUUUGAAGAAGGGAUCGGAAUGGUUGGGCGUCUACCUUCCUCCGUUAUGGGCUGUGGCAAAACCAAG